CGGCUUGUGGACCAAUGAGAAGGCUGCUUGGCAAUCGGCGUUCGUUUGUUAACCACCAUGACCGAGGACACGACCGAUCAUGAAAACUCCAACGAAUCAACGCCCCAGGUCACUGAGGGAUGUCGGAUGCCCGUUCGCAUGCGGAACAGUAACGACUGGCCACUUGCUGAAAUACUGAGCAUCAAGGAGUUACCUGACAAUCAAUGCCUUUACUACGUUCACUUCAUUGAUUACAACAAGCGUCUAGAUGAAUGGGUGACAGUCGAGCGCUUGGACCUGAAGAAGCUGCAACUGCCUCGGAAAGAGAACAAGACUCCGCUGAAGGACGUCAAGAAUGGCUCUCGGCCCUGCUCACCGGACUUGCUGGCUGCAACGUCUGUGGACCGACUUCCUCCCCCUGUAAGUCAAAUGGAUCGUCCAGGUCUCUCCGUGGACGUGUGGCCACAGAAGUCCCCAGCAGAGGCCAAGGUUCCAGUGAAGGAGGCCCUCCCACCGGCCAGCGCGGCGGAAUCGUGGGCCGAGAAAUCGCCCGACGAGCCGGCCCCAUCCGCAUCCGUGAAAGAUACCAAGGAGAACUCCGAGGUUUGGAGCAAGAAGGCUAGGACACCCGAAGUGAGCAAAGCAGUCAAGGAGAAUGGAGCUCCACCAAAGAAAGCAGCAGGAAGGAAGAGGAAAUUUCCACCCACCGAAAACGAGGCUCUGCCUCCGGCAGUGGCCACGCAGGAUUCCCAGGACUCGUCCACACCGUGCCCACGCUCGACGGGCAGCAUGGUGGCCCACCACGACGACAUCGUGACGAGGAUGAAGAACAUUGAGAUGAUCGAGCUGGGCCGCAACCGUAUCAGGCCGUGGUACUUCUCUCCAUACCCACAGGAACUAGUCAACUCGUGCAUUUACCUCUGUGAGUUCUGCCUAAAGUACACAAAGUCCCGAACCUGUCUCAAGCGACAUUUGGCCAAAUGCACGCUCAAGCAUCCGCCGGGAAACGAGAUCUACCGCAAGGGAAACUACUCUUUCUUUGAGAUAGACGGCCGCAAGAACAAGAUGUAUGCACAGAACCUCUGUCUGCUGGCCAAGUGUUUCCUCGAUCACAAGACGCUGUACUAUGACACGGACCCAUUCCUCUUUUAUGUCAUGACCGAGGUCGACAGUCGUGGCUACCAUCUCGUCGGCUAUUUCUCAAAGGAAAAAGAGUCAACGGAGGACUACAAUGUAGCCUGCAUCUUGACACUGCCACCCUACCAGAGGAAAGGCUUUGGCAAGCUGCUGAUUGAGUUCAGUUAUGAACUGUCCAAGUUUGAAGGCAAGACGGGCUCCCCUGAGAAGCCACUUUCGGACCUGGGGCUGCUGUCGUACCGCUCGUACUGGUCCGAAACCAUCCUCGAGAUCAUGAUCAAUAUGACUCCCAAUGAGGCAGGAGAGAAGCCACAGAUCACAAUUCAUGAAAUGAGCGAGUUGACGAGCAUCAAGAAGGAGGACGUGAUAUCAACACUACAGUACCUGAACCUGAUCAACUACUACAAGGGCCAGUACAUCAUCACUCUGACCCGGGAGGUGAUCGAGGCGUAUGAGCGGGCGGCCCUCAAGCGGCCCCUGCGGAUCGACCCCAAGUGCCUGCACUGGACGCCCAAGGACUGGUCCAAGCGCGGCAAAUGACUGCCAGCGACUUCGGCCGCACGCCCCGCUCUGCAGGAGUGACAAUGCCCUCGUCCACCAUCACGCACCGGAGUGCUCUUCACGUGGCAUGCUGUUGGUGCCAAAGCCAUUCGCUCGUCUGCUCCUUCAGCAUCUUCAACAAAAUGCAAUGGGGUGUUUGCGUCGUCAGUAGUGCUGCAUUAACUGGCGGUGCUUCAUCCCCUCCGGCAUGUGACAAUGUGAGCACUGUCAUUGGGCCCGUGUGUGUGUGCGUGCGUGCCUGUUUUAUCGACAUACCCUGGACACUUCGCAUUCUCUCUGUCUUGAAAAGCAUGGCUUGCAAAGGGGUCAGCCUUAAAACUGAGAAUCUCGCAUCAAACUGAUGGCAUCAUUACCAGUGCUUGUGUAACGAGUUGUUGGGUUGAAUUCGGUUUUCCACGUGUGUGGGAGACACACAAGUUCACAAUAGUUAAUGUUGCAGUUGCAACUCUGGCAUUCAUUUUUGUGUCGUCCCUUCAGCAGCUGAAUGCCAGUCAUACUGCAGCUUCACUUUUAUUGUUCUCGGGGUCAAGUUCGCAGUGCUAUUAGCAGCUAAGCAUGGUUAGCGAUUACCUGGUGCCUUGGCCGUCAUCCCACCGACUUUCUCUCGAGGCCAAUUUUGAACCCUCCGCCAGGUAUGGACAGCUCUCCGAAUCCAGCACCUGAUUAAUCUAGGCCACUAUUCUGUACCGAUGCCUUUUUCGGUGCUAAUGCCUUAUCGCGUUUUCGAGCGCCCAGAGCGACACCGCACUCUGGGCGUAGCGUUGAACGCGACCACUCACGAACGUGAAAAGCGCGAGAAGGCAUUAGCAUCCGACAAGUCAUCGCUACAAAAUCACGGUCAUCUCUAGUAAGAAUGAUUGAUGGCUAGGUUCACAAAACUACAAGCCAUUCACACAAAAGCAUAUACCAAUUUCAGCACGUCCUUGUUUCUAGAGCCCUGCUGUUCUCUGUGAUUACCAUUUUUUUAAGAGUUUAAAUGAUGGCUCUGGAAAUGGUGCCUUUGGUUUCCAUGCGAGUGGUGCAAGCUGACCUCCGUUGCAUCGCUCGGCCAGACUGAGAGUCACUGCUCAUUGUCAAGACCACAUUUGUCUUUCAUCGCCAUUAGGAUGUUAUUUAAUUACAUUGUAAAACCCCACCAUAUGAAAAGCAGCAAAGAUUUAGAGUUUGAUCCUGUGGCCUUUCAUUAUAGUAUUGAGUCUCUUUCUCCAAAUUUUCUCUCCCCACCCCUUUUCUUUUUGUUUGGUUCUUGCGAAGUGCCGCAUAGGAGCUCGUAUGUAGCUAUUUAGUCUCAGUAAGCAAUGAUUGUAUCUUCAAAAUUCACUGACAGAACGAUGUAUGGCCUAAUGAUUCGAUUACUCCAUGCCCCGGAGAGGUGGGGAGAUUGGGUCGUUUAAUGAAAGCCAGAGUGUGUUCAGCUUUAGCGAGUCCUAAAGAGAGAGGAAAAUUAACAUUUGUCUUGUUUGCAUUGUACAGAGCAGGUGUUUAGCUGAUCAGCUUGUGGCUUUCACCGUCUCAUGGUGGUACAAUGUCCCCUUUCUCGAUGAAGUGUGAUAUGCAGGUUUUCAUUGAUGCAACUUCCAAGUGCUUGCGAAGCUGUUGUCUGUAUGCCGCGUUAAGCUCUGUGGUUCUGAGCCAUUAAAGGACAUGCUGUUCGUUGUCAUUAUGUGGUGGUUCAGCUUCUGCUAAGUGGAACACCUUUGCCACGGGUCCCCUUUCCCGAUGAAGUGUGAUAUGCAGGUUUUCAUUGAUGCAACUUCAAAGUGCUUGCGAAGCUGUCAUCUGUGUGCCACGUUCAGCUUUGUGGUUCUGAGCCAUUAAAGGACAUGCUGUUCGUUGUCAUUA
Dermacentor albipictus is the source of this 3519-nucleotide messenger RNA. RefSeq names its product histone acetyltransferase KAT5-like. The record is from RefSeq and is a predicted model, not a curated record. Gene Ontology annotation, cellular component: chromatin; MSL complex. Gene Ontology annotation, molecular function: transcription coregulator activity; histone H4K16 acetyltransferase activity. Gene Ontology annotation, biological process: positive regulation of transcription by RNA polymerase II; negative regulation of DNA-templated transcription. Lineage: Eukaryota; Metazoa; Arthropoda; Arachnida; Ixodida; Ixodidae.